Molecule: messenger RNA, 705 nt
Organism: Lachancea sp. 'fantastica'
Lineage: Eukaryota; Fungi; Ascomycota; Saccharomycetes; Saccharomycetales; Saccharomycetaceae
Source: the annotation of a GenBank genome assembly
AUGCAGUUUUUAGGCUCCAAUUUGGGCUAUUUGAGGACCUGUAUAGGUCGUAGAAGUGUAACGUAUUUACACAGCGGAAGUCGAGUCCGUGGGCUGAAGAGAGACCCCAGUGAGUAUUUGAGGCUUCCCAGCGGACUUUUAUAUACAGAAAUCGAACCUACAAGCUACCACGAUACCAUUCGGUCGCGUUUGAAUCUUCAGAAUCACGGUGUGACACUUUCUGACGACGUCAUUCUGCAAUGUCUAACACACAAGUCGUUUGCACACGGAGGCAAGCCUUACAAUGAGAAACUGGCAUUGUUGGGUGCUCACUACCUCAAGUAUCUGGCGUCGGUGUUCUCGUUGAAACUCCCGGCUCCAUUAUCACCCGUGUCAGCUGAAAAGACUCAAAAAUCAAUCAACGGUUUAAACUUCACGAACUUGGGUUCCCAGGGCUCAAAAUCACUUAUUUCUAAGAAUACAACUGCAGAAUUGAUCCGGAAAAGACAAUUAGACUCAUACGUAUUCUGGAAGAAAAGAGACCCACUUCAGACUGCGGCUUAUAAUGGCGAGUCCGCAGUUUACGCCAGUGUUCUGAAUGCAUUAGUAGGAGGCAUGUUGCUAACGAAUGGACCUGAGAAAACCAGUGAGUACAUACAAAAGGAGUUUUUGGACUCCUCUAAAGAAGCAUCGCUUGUGCGCGUCGCGUCCAGCUACGACGUAUGA